AUGGCGAGCACGGUAAACACUUUGUCUUUGGAAGCCGCCAAACGCCGGUUUUCCGAGUUGACCGAAGGAAUGGAGCAGCUCCGUUCACUUUUCGGUACGGCACCGCUCACAUCGCCGGGCACAUUGUCCGUUCCCGGAAAACAACAGCCUAGUGCACGGCCUGCGCCGACAGCUGCCGCGACAACCGAGCAGCCGACUAGUCCAAAGAGAGUCCGGCUUUCCACAGCCUGUAUUCGCAAGAAAUGGAAGCAGAACUCUCCGGUGGCCUCGGCGGCUCUGGAUGCGCAACCGAGCACAGCAUCACCUGAGCCGGAUGCCGCCCUGUUCGCUGCAGCGCCGGACAUAUCCCCCACAGAUCUGGAAGACCCGGUCGCCUCUCGGCUUCAACUGAGCCUGCCAAUGGAAAGCGCUGCGCAGAGCCCCGAGCCCGAUGACCAUUACCUACGGGAUGGGCCUCAUCCACUCGGAUUGCUCAGUGAUUUAGGCUCCCGUUUGCGUGACAAGGAGUGGAAUGAGGACGACGCCGACCUGAAUAGCGAUGACUGGCCCCAGACAGGUCACGACAGGUCCAACAACGCCACGUCUCCUGCCGUUAUCAUCGCGCCGGGUUGGACCCGUUCUCAGUUGCAACAGGCGGCGCUGCAGAAGCGCCAAUACUUUCGUUAUGGAUCGAUGGCUAUCAAACGUGACGUCGCUCCAAAUCUUGACCCCAUCACCAUUGGACUGGUCAAUGAAACCACUGCCGAGAAGCUGAUUCAAGGCUUCUUUCAACGUUUGCAGCCUCAAGUGGGAUUCAUGGACCCGAAGAUCCACACCAUCGCGUAUCUGCGGAGCCACUCGGCGCUUCUCCUCACAGGCAUUCUGGCAGCAUCGGCGCACACAGUGCAGAUGACGGACAACGAAAAGGUCUCCGCUGCGUUAUACCUCCAUGCCGAGCGUCUGUUCCACAUUGCUUUCUCCUCCACCGCCCAAAGUCCCGAACUGGUGGUUGCCCUAAUGAUAUUGUACCUGUGGCCGCACUUCCCGAAGCGGAACAUCGAUGACCGAUCACGAACAUUCUUGACCAUGGCCGUGAACAUGGCGACCGAACUUGGGUUCCCGCGUCUCCCACUGGAAAUCCCCGGCGAUGAGAUGCAGAAGAGGCGACAUCGCGAUCUCAUUCGCACCUGGGCCUUACUCUAUGUCCAUGAUCGCAGCCUUGCCGCCUUCUCAGGGAGACCUCCUCUUAUCCCAAACCAUUCUGGUGCCGAUGAGAUGCGCAGCUGGUUGCUGGACACGGCGCUUUGUACGCCCGGCGACCGUAUGAUUGUCGCUUUCCUCGAGCUGAGGGCCAUUGAGAACAUCACCAGGACUAGGCUCGGCGAAAUUGACCAACCCUACUUGGCGGAUGCGGUGAAAGACAGUGCUUCAGCGCAGAUCGAAGCUUGGCGUGCAGAAUGGUGCACGGACACUGGUGAGAGCGAUAAACAAACACGGCUAACGACAGAAUCACCUUUCCACAACAACAUGCAGACCGUUGCCUCCCAUCUCGCGCUCUUGAUCCUCAGCAAAGGUCCAGCGAGCCACCCACCACAAAAGAACCAGGAGAAGAUGGAGAGGUUGGCUCGACGGUCACUGGAGUUCCUGCUUGACCAUGUGCAUGCCGACGCCAGGUAUAUCGUCCGUACGUUGGCGGGAGAAGCUGCUCGGGAAACGAUACGCCACGUCGGCCUCGCCAUGGCGCCAUUUGGUGACGGCCGAAUGGGUGGCAGCGCGGCUCAUUUCUAUGGAUCACUGCUCUUGGAGCUUUCGUUUGACGAAAGCCUCCCAGCAGCCGACGACCAGCUACAAGCUGGUCUCAUCCCGAGCCCUACCAUCCUGUGGCAUCUCCGUCAGCCCAACUCGUCCGGUGGCUGCCGGAGCACCGCUCCAAUACGGACAUAUUCACCCCAGGCCUCGCGGCAACCCGACCGGCAACUCCUUUCUCAACAGCCCGUCCUUGAAGCCGACUCCCUAUCGUCCACUGAGAUUCUACCCGGACAGAACUGCGAAGCAACGGAACCGCCUGUUUUGGACUUCAACAUGCCCAUUUGGGACAUCUUCGACGGGCCGAUGAAUGAUAUCCAGGGCGGGAUGUCCACCUUCGAUCAUAUCUUUGGCAACUCGAUUCAGUAUCCUGACGAAAACCAGGACCAAGCGUUGCAUGGUGAGGCAGACCCAGUUCGUGGAGAGAGGCCGGCGCGCACUAUCGAACCUGCCAUGGUCCCAAGUGGUAGCUGCCACAGGCUGCCGGAUGGCAUGGUCGAGUUCACUCGGUUCUUCAUGGCGCUCAUCCUCAAUGUCGAUGCUGAGGCCGAGCUGUAG
Molecule: messenger RNA, 2343 nt
Organism: Apiotrichum porosum
Lineage: Eukaryota; Fungi; Basidiomycota; Tremellomycetes; Trichosporonales; Trichosporonaceae
Exons: 13
Coding region: 1-2343 (780 amino acids)
Biological process (GO): regulation of DNA-templated transcription; DNA-templated transcription
Cellular component (GO): nucleus
Molecular function (GO): transcription cis-regulatory region binding; DNA-binding transcription factor activity, RNA polymerase II-specific; zinc ion binding
Source: RefSeq, a predicted model, not a curated record